AUGGCUUUGAACUACCCCAUCAGAAAGGGACCACCAAUCUUCUUCUUGAUCUUAAAUUCAAAAGCCAUAGCUGAUGCAGCUUCAUGCUACUGUGCUUUUGUUCUCGUGGCCCUCCUCCUACUAAGCAUAUCAGGAUCAGACACCACCUCUCAUGAUCUUCAUCUUCCAAAUCAUAUCAUCAUGUCCCGGCGGCCUCCAUGUGAUGAAAUCUAUGUGGUUGGAGAAGGUGAGACACUUCACACGAUCAGUGACAAGUGUGGUGACCCCUUUAUAGUGGAGAAUAACCCUCAUAUCCAUGACCCUGAUGAAGUCUUCCCUGGUCUCGUUAUCAAGAUAAUUACGCCGCCUUCACAUUCAUCAUAG
Molecule: messenger RNA, 363 nt
Organism: Lotus japonicus
Lineage: Eukaryota; Viridiplantae; Streptophyta; Magnoliopsida; Fabales; Fabaceae
Exons: 1
Coding region: 1-363 (120 amino acids)
Source: RefSeq, a predicted model, not a curated record